CUGAAUUCAGUUUGUGCUCAACGCUCAUCACUUGAUCACAACUAAACUAAAUUAACAAUGCGUCUAUUACUACUCAUCGCUUUGGGUCUCGUGGCUGUUCAAGGCCAGGAUGACCAAUGGUGGCAAACUGCUGUUUUCUACCAGAUCUAUCCACGUUCAUUCAUGGAUUCGAAUGGUGAUGGUAUUGGUGACCUUCAAGGUAUCAUCAGUCGAUUGGAUCAUCUAAAAGACGCUGGUGUGACUGCUGCUUGGUUGUCUCCCAUCUACAAAUCACCACAGGUUGAUUCUGGUUAUGAUAUUUCCGACUACAGAGCUAUCCAAGAUGAAUAUGGAACCAUGGAAGACUUUGAUGCUUUGAUUGCCAAAGCUAAUGAGUUGGGGAUUAAAAUUAUCAUGGAUAUGGUACCUAAUCACUCUAGUGACCAGCAUGAGUGGUUCUAUCUGUCGGAAAACCGCACUGAAGGUUAUGAAGAUUACUAUGUGUGGAAGGAUGGACCUGAGGGUAGUAUUCAAGAACCUCCCAAUAACUGGUUGAGUGUUUUCAAGUACUCUGCGUGGAAAUACAGCUCUAUUAGGGAACAAUGGUAUUUGCAUCAGUUUGCUGUGGAGCAACCUGACUUGAACUUUGAGAACCCCAAAGUUGUUCAAGAAAUUUUGGAUGUGUUAAAAUUCUGGUUGGACAAAGGUGUUUAUGGUUUCCGUGUAGAUGCUGUGCCCCAUAUUGGUGAAUCCCAAGGUUUUGAAGAUGAACCCAAAUCAGGUUACCCAGGAGUUGCUGAAUAUGAACAUGACUAUCUGCUGCAUUGGUACACACACAGCAUGCCUAAAUCCUAUGAUGUUAUCUAUCAGAUGAGAGCUUUCCUUGAUGAAUACAACAGUGUCAGGCCAGGACAAGAUGAAAGAAUCAUGAUGACGGAAGCCUAUGCUAAUAUUACAGCUACUAUGUGGUGGUAUGGUGAUGAAGAACGUGAUGGCGCUCACUUUACCUUCAACUUCCAAUUUAUCCCGCUUAAUCAAGACUCAACUGCCGGGGAUAUCGUCGAUAAAGUUAAUGAAUGGUUAGAUAAUAUGCCUGAUGGUAAAACCGCCAACUGGGUGGUUGGUAAUCAUGAUAAUCAUCGUUUGGCUUCCCGUGUGCAUCCCCUAAACGUAGAUGGUUAUAACAUGCUUGUCCACAUGCUCCCAGGAGUAGCAGUUACCUUCCAAGGUGAAGAAAUAGCCAUGCCUAAUGGUAAAGUCACCUGGGAACAAGGACACGAUCCUAGCGCAUGCAAUGGCCGCCCAGAAGACUUUGACCGUGUGUCUCGUGACUUUGAACGUACACCAUUCCAUUGGGAUGAUACUAAGAAUGCUGGAUUUUCAACUGCUGAUGAAACAUGGUUGCCUGUCAGUGAGAAGUACCACGAGAACAACUUGGCUAAACAGAAAACUGAGGAAAACUCACAUUUCAAAAUUUAUCAGAGUUUGACCGCUUUUAGGAAGGAAUCUACUACUUUGAGACAAGGUAAUCUCAAAUUGACCAACCAGCAUAAUGUUCUACUGCUUACCAGGAACCUAAACAAAGAUCAUGUUGUAUUCCUAUUCAAUCUUGGUGAUGAUUCUGUAACCGUUGAUUUGAACGACCACUUUGAUGAUAUUGAAAAUUUGAACGUCAUUAUCUCUUCUAAUUAUGAAAAUGACAGGAAACUGGCGUCGGUUAACAAUAUCCAAUUGCCAGGACACGCUGCACUGAUUGGUACGAGUACAAGCCAGUAAACAAAGUUAUUAAUGUUAACAAAUUGUGUGCAUUAUUAUUAUCAAUAAAUAAACAUAAUUAACUAAACUAA
This is a messenger RNA of Dalotia coriaria, 1826 nucleotides long. Its product is annotated as maltase 1-like. The transcript is spliced from 3 exons. Gene Ontology annotation, biological process: carbohydrate metabolic process. NCBI's taxonomy places the organism in Eukaryota, Metazoa, Arthropoda, Insecta, Coleoptera, Staphylinidae. The record is from RefSeq and is a predicted model, not a curated record. The coding region runs from base 58 to 1755 and encodes 565 amino acids.